AUGGACAAGGUGAGCGCUAAGCAGCUGACUGACUUCUUCUACACGAACGUCGCCGUCACCGCGAAGGACGUGCUGUACGGCUCCUUCGUUAACGGCACGGCGUGCGCUGCGGCUGCGGCCGGCGGUGCUGGGUGCGGCAAGAACUACGGGGCGACGCGCAUUUCUGUGUGGUCGCUUGCCCGUGCGCUGGACCCCGCCGUGCCCGUGCUGUUUCCCGCCGUGACCCCGACGAUGGAGUACGCGAAGCCCGCUGCGCGCGGACUGACGGAGCCGCAGCUGAUCGGCACCAUCGUCGGCAGCGUCGUUGGCGGCCUGCUGCUUGUGGGCGUGGCGGCUCUGCUGCUGCGCUUCUGCCGCGACUCGCGCGACAACGCGAAUGCGCCGAAGGAGCCGACGGACCCCGUGACGCUCGUGUUCACCGACAUCGAGAGCAGCACGGCGCUGUGGGCUGCGUGCUCGGAGUUGAUGCCCGACGCUGUGGCGACGCACCACCGGCUGAUCCGCGCGAUGAUUGCGAAGUACCGCUGCUACGAGGUGAAGACGGUCGGCGACUCGUUCAUGAUUGCGUGCAAGAGCGCGUUCGCGGCGGUGCAGCUGGUGCGGGAGCUGCAGCAGGUGUUCGUGCAGCACGACUGGGGGACGGCGCGCUCGACGAGGCGUACCGCAAGUUCGAGGAGGGCCGGGCGGAGGAGGACGCGGAGGAGUACGUGCCGCCGACGGCGCGCCUGGACGCCGCGGUGUACCGGCAGCACUGGAACGGCCUGGCGGGUGCGU
Messenger RNA from Trypanosoma conorhini, 774 nucleotides. Its product is annotated as receptor-type adenylate cyclase. NCBI's taxonomy places the organism in Eukaryota, Euglenozoa, Kinetoplastea, Trypanosomatida, Trypanosomatidae. The record is from RefSeq and is a predicted model, not a curated record. The transcript has a single exon. Gene Ontology annotation, biological process: cyclic nucleotide biosynthetic process; intracellular signal transduction. The annotation marks the transcript as partial.